Molecule: messenger RNA, 2266 nt
Organism: Pimephales promelas (fathead minnow)
Lineage: Eukaryota; Metazoa; Chordata; Actinopteri; Cypriniformes; Leuciscidae
Gene: fignl1
Product: fidgetin like 1
Molecular function (GO): microtubule severing ATPase activity; ATP binding; ATP hydrolysis activity
Source: RefSeq, a predicted model, not a curated record
UGCGCGCGCCGCACAUCUGCUCAGAAAAAUAGGAGGCGCGAGGUUUAGUCAAAGUUAUGGUUGUUGUUUUGUUCCGUAUCGUUGUUUAGAUUUUCAGGUGUUGCUGAACCUUACAGCAUUUACAAAAGAGAAACGUUUAAUCCAGAGGCUGGAUCAGGCCAGGCAUGAGCAGAGCACACCUGGACGAGUGGCAGAGGAGGUCCUUUGACAUUUCGUCUGGCUCUUGUACACCUGAACAGACGGCCGAUGCUUAUCGGGCACACAUCCUGUCCAUUCAGUAUGCAUGGGCGAGUGCUGAGCUCUCUCCGGCUGGAGCUGCCAGCCUGCUCAGGACCUACUCAGAGAGGUACGCCUCAGCCCUGGACUCAGACGACCCACGCACCGGGCUAAACAACUAUGCAGAGAGUGCCCUGCACUUGGCCCGCAAUCAAAAGAACUAUAGCGACAAAUGGGUGUCAUCCCUAACGUCCGAGAAUGUGUUCAAUCUGCCGUGCGUGCAAAGGAUGAUGCAGGCUGGGUCAAAAGAAGGCGCUCUCUUAGUAGAUCCGGCAGAUGUUAACAUCACUGUUGGUGGUGAGGUCAGUGAGGGUGGGGAGAAAGGCAGCGCUCUCUCUGGUCCUCCUGGUUUUAGACGAGAGCCUCUGGCUCACUUGCCCUCCGCGCCUCCACCCAGAGCUGAUAUGGGAAAGGGGAUCAGUAACCCACUUAGUGGUGCUACGGAGAUGGCCAGAGGACUUGAAGGAGCCCUUCCGCGUUUGACCCUGGCACAAAAUGCUCCAAAAGCUCCAAUGGGAUCGCCUAUGUUUGGCCAAAACUAUUUCAAUUCCACAGGCAAUGCUAGUGUGACUCAAUCUAGUAUGGGUUGCACAAGUGGCUCCAAUGUGCACAAUCAGCCAGUGUUCUUUUCUUCCACAAACCCAUCCAAGAGGAAGAACUUCUACAGCUCAGGAAGUGAAAGCAACAGAAGUUCAUUCCCAUCACAAGGCGAGCAGGAACCGCGAGGGAGGGGACGGAGAGGAGAAGAGGGUGUCAGCACUAAUUUUAGAUCAGCACGAGAACAGUUCAUAGUUGACCAGCAAAAAAAACAUUCCCAUCAGGGCCAGCGAGGCUCUGGGGCCAACUUUGCUACAAUCUCCAAGAAAUGCCUGGGGGCACAACGGCCUCGCGGGGCAACCUCCAAAUUCGUCUCUCCCAUGCCAAGACAAGAGGAAGAGAGUUACUCGAAGGACAACAAACCACAAGACACGGAACCUGUUGACGAGCGUUUAAAGAACUUUGAGCCCAAGAUCAUUGAACUUAUCAUGAGUGAGAUCAUGGACCACGGCCCCCCUGUAGCUUGGGAUGAUAUCGCCGGCCUGGAGUUUGCCAAAGCCACAAUCAAAGAGAUUGUAGUGUGGCCAAUGUUGAGGCCUGAUAUCUUCACCGGUCUUAGAGGUCCACCUAAAGGCAUCCUUCUCUUUGGUCCUCCAGGCACCGGUAAAACUCUAAUCGGGAAGUGUAUAGCGUGCCAAUCCGGAGCCACUUUCUUCAGCAUCAGCGCCUCGUCGCUCACUUCAAAGUGGGUCGGGGAGGGCGAGAAGAUGGUACGGGCGCUUUUUGCCAUCGCUCGGUGCCACCAACCUGCAGUCAUCUUCAUCGAUGAGAUCGAUUCCCUUCUUUCUCAGCGCACAGACGGAGAGCACGACUCAUCCCGUCGAAUUAAAACAGAGUUUCUCGUCCAGUUGGAUGGAGCUGCCACCUCAGCAGAAGAUCGCAUCCUUGUGGUUGGUGCCACCAACCGGCCUCAAGAGAUUGACGAAGCAGCCCGCCGUCGCCUAUCCAAGCGACUCUACAUCCCUCUCCCGGAGGCUGAGGCUCGACGGAAGAUAGUGAUCAACCUCAUGUCCCGUGAGAAAAGUCAGCUAACGGCAGAUGAGAUGGAGAAAGUGAUGCAGGGAACAGAGGGGUAUUCGGGGGCGGAUAUGACGCAGCUGUGUCGCGAAGCAGCCCUUGGCCCCAUCCGAAGCAUUUGCCUUAGUGAUAUAACGACCAUCACAGAAGAACAGGUUCGGCCAAUACUCUACGGUGACUUCCAGGAGGCUCUCAAAACAGUGCGGCCCAGUGUCUCUUCUAAAGAUCUGGAGCUAUAUGAAGAGUGGAACAAGACUUUUGGCUGUGGUCGCUGAGCGCGAGUGUUGUGAUUAUACUAACUGAGUUUUAUGUUAGUAUGAGUAUGUUAGUAUGGUGUUGGGUUCAUUUAUUGAAAUAAAUGGUUGAUUUGUCUUGA